AGAGUUCUGGAAGCUUGGACGGUGAGAGCGAGCGGCGACUCGGAGAGCGCUCACGGCCAGGCCGCUGCUGCCGCCGCUGCGCCGCCGCCGGACAUGGUGGGGCCGAACGCGGCCGAGCCCGAGCCCAGAGCCGGGGCCGUGGGAGAAGCAGCAACCGCCGCCGGCCCGAGCCCCGGGCCCCCCGACCUGACCGGGCUGCCCGACGCCGACAUGGAGGUGAAGAAGCUGCAGGACCUGGUGAAGAAGCUGGAGAUGCAGAACGAGCAGCUGCGGAGCAGGAGCGGCCGCGGCCCGGGCGGCAGCGAGCACGGCUCCAGCGGGGGGGGAGGCGGGAACAAUGACUACAGCACACAAGCCGAGUGCGUGGGGAAAGCGCCGUCCCUCAGCCCCGGAGACCCCAUCCUGUGCGAGUACGAGACGCUGCUCAGCACCUGGGAGGCGCAGGUGCUGGCGGGGGGCCCGGCGGGAGCUGCCGACCUCCUGUUUGGAUGCUCUCUCUUGGAGGGGGAGCUGCUGUCGGUGACGGCGGCGCUGGAGGAGGAUGUCCUGGACCUGGAGUGUGGCACUGUGGAGGAGGACACUUGGUUAUACGUUUCGCCAAAGAAGACGGUGACAGCCGACCAGAAGGCCCAAAACCCACUGAAAUGGUGCAGGCAGGUGCUUGACCAUCCUAGCCCUGAGACAGAAGCUGCUUGUCGCAGUCUUCUAUGUAGACUUGAUCAAGCCAACAGAUGGAGAAGCCUCUAUUGUACUCCAUUUUCCACGGCCUGUGCUUAUAGCUGCAACACAGAUGUCACUUCGUGUAGCAAUGUCUUAAGCUCUUCUGGUUUCCUCAAAACGUCUACUAAACCAGUACUAACCCCAGGUUAUCCAAGCAUGCACUCAGCACUGAGUUCCCAGUCAUCCAUUGACAGUGAGCUCAGCACCUCCGAUGACUCCAUCUCCAUGGGCUAUAAACUGCAAGACCUGACAGAUGUUCAGAUAAUGGCUCGGUUACAGGAAGAGAGUCUUCGCCAGGAUUAUGCCUCCAGUUCAGCAUCCGCUUCCCGUCGUAGCUCCAGUGCUUCCCUCAACUCCCUGCGGAGGGGUACCUACAGUGACCAGGAGUUUGACACUUACAGUCUGGAUGAUGAAGAUGAAUAUGAUCACGCCUUCGCACAGCGCAGUAUGCACAGAUACUCCCCCUCUCCACGAAGUUCGCCUCGAUCGCAGUCUCCGGUCAGAGGAGGAGCAGCAACCAGUGGGCGAGCACGGCCCACUCGGCGAGGUCUGCAGGGCCGAGUGUCCGAGUUAAUGAAUUACACAAAGAAUCAAGAAGAUAUACGCCGCAGUAUGCCCAAUCUGGCCAAGUCUGGGAUUCGCUCCAUUGACUCAGGCAGGAACAGCCGAAGCUUUGAAUCUAAUCUCCAAAUGCCCAGCAGUCGUUUUUCCUGUUUUCCGCAGUCUCCAGCAGGACCAUCUACUGGCAAGCUCAGGUAUUCCACUGGAAGUAGCAACCAGUCUCCUCUUUCCACCAGACAGCCCGUCAAAGCUGUUGGUAACAGUAGUUCUCCCUUAAUGACAAGGCAUCCAGUCAAAGCUGCAGGAUACCCUGGUUCUGUGAGUGCUGUUCGUAGAAUCCAGUCCCCCUCGUCUUCAAGCUCUGCAUCACACUCUGCCAUUGCCUCGUCUGUAAGAUCCUCCAGCUCAGGGUUUGGAGCCAGAAACACCCCUGCCAAGUCACGAGUUUCAGGCACCAGCUCUGCCUCGGUGCCCAAGAGCAAGCUUGUACCGCCAGUACGAAGAUCUCUUCAGCCUCCAAAGACGCACGGCAGUGUGGCCGAAGACAAGUGGAAAGAAGGCUGUUACUGAGUGAAGCUCGAGCAUCCACAAAUUGCUGACAUCUAAUGAAGUGAAAGCCCAGCUGGCUGGGUGUUGGGUCCAAUUGAAAUCAAUGUAUAUUGGGUGGGGUGGGGGGGAAGAAGAGGGAGAAAAUCAAGCUCUGACAAUGGAACAGUAUUUUGUAAAGACUGGCUUUAAAUGUUAGUGGUCACCUGUGCUAAGAUUUUGGUCCCUGGGCCCAUGUUUUGUGUUGAAUCAUUGGGCUAGUUAUAUGGAGCCAGGGUUUGCCAUGAUAGGUAUAUGUUAAAUCGACUAGUUUACAUAUUUAAGCUUUGAAAGCUGAAACCUUCCAAACUGACAGUGACCUUAACCGGUGGUAAAGGGUAAAAUUAUGGAACCAGAUUGUUUUGAAACAGCAAAAGUCGUCACAUUUUGCCUUGAAGCUUUAUAGUUUGAAACUUAUAAUUUCCUAAUGUAAACACAACUGAGAUAAUGGGGAGAGUGAUUUAGGUCAGUGGCAUAAAUCUACUUGGAGAUGCCUGUAGCUGCCAAGUGUCUGGACAUUCCUUUAUUCAAUUCUGCUCUGGAGCUCUCAGUCAAAGGAUUUUUAUCAACAACAAACACAAAUGUCCCUGUGUUUGCUGCGACAGGACAUUGUGUUCCUCUAACUUGGUGUCAACUGCAUUGCACCAGUUGGGAAAACUGUUUAGUCAAGCUGUUGACCAACAUCCCUUUUGCAAAUGUAUCAAGAUGUGAAUAUAUGCGUGUGUGGAAUUUGAAAAUCUGGUACAACAAAUUCUUGAGAAUAUUUUCUUAGGGUGUAGUUAGUUUAGAGGUUUGCUGCCUCCUUUGUACUUGUGCAAUUGGCAGUGCAAGAUGUGUGAUCUCUGCCGUGCUGUGUGUAGGUUCAUAAAUUUACUGGGUGGGAUUUGGGUUUAGAUUUGCAAUUGAUCAUUAAUGGUUAAAAGAUGGGAAAUGAAGUGACACCGAAGCUAUUCUUCUGCAUUGUCACCUGCUGUUUAGAGCACUAGUGGUGUGUGAAUUGGUUAAUACGUCAUUGACCUUGCUAUAUGGGCAACAUGAGAGAAAAUUAAAUAUCUUAUAAAACUGCCUUCCUGAAUUGGAUUCUGUCAUGACUGGGAAAUUAGAUUGGAGUAGUAAUCUCUGCAGGACAGUCUAGCUAUCUAUGAGAAGAAAUGUCUCAGUAUUCUUACACAAUGCAUUACAGCACUGAUUUCCAGACCUGCCUUGUUUAUAGGCAUCUGGGCUCCCUCUAUGCUUAAUCUUCUCCAGCAGGCUGGGAGCAAGACAUGUAGUAUUAGGAUGUGCAUUCUCUAUUCAGUGUAUUUCUUAUCUUUUAGGCAUGAGGUUUCUCCAAGGGGAGUUGAUAACUAUGCUUUUGUGCAUCUCUUAAUAUUGGAUCAAAGGUGAAUUGGAAAAUGCUGAUGAAACAUUUGUUGAUAAUGGUACUUGCAAUGCCAAAAAGUUGAAGAAAGGAUUGCUUUGAAAAUAAGGAAUGAAAGAAACAAGACUCGUCAGUCUUGAUGUGUCACAGAAUAUGAAGAUCCAUCAUCUAACCACUUAGCACCCACCAACAAUAGUGUUUUGAUAUGUGGCAAAUCUUAGAUUGGUUUGCUCUAUUUAUAUAUGAAAACCCCCAGUAGAGCUGUUUGCACUUGAGUCACUGCCAAAUCUGCCUGUUUCAAACUUUUCCCAGUAUUUGACAAAGUGGAGAUUAUUUUGAAAUCUCAUUCCCUUUCUCCUUGCAUAACUAACCUGAGCUUGUCUGUAUUUACCGGUGGAUGGAACUACCAGUGACCUGCAUUUGUUACCUCAGGCAAACCCCCUCACUGAACAAGAUUAGGAUCAUUGAAAUCUCACUAAAAGCACUACACCCUUGUGGGACUAAUGCACUUGGUGAUCAGCUAGACACCUUGCUGGAGUUAGGUGGGUGAAGACCCAAUCACUCUGCUCAGGCCAUCUAAAAACUUUAGAUACUUUCCUGAGGAAUGCAAUUUUUUUAUGCUGCAUUAGUUUUAGAAAACCCUGUGAUUAUUGCCAGAGGCAAAGAAUGACUUGCUUUCAUUGUGGCACAUUUAUAUUAUUUUCCCUAGUCAGGUUUUGGAGAUAGUGUGACUUGGUCAUAUUGCAUUUCCUUUGCAAGUUAGGAAAAAUAAAAAGCCACGAUGAAAGUAAGGGUACAAGAUAAAUGUGUGGCACCAAUAUUGAGUUAGUUUCUUAUGCAACUCACCUCACUUGUGAGUAGUCAGGUCUGUGCUGUGAUGUGAAUUUUACUGUUCUAGUUCUCAAACAGCUGAUUUACACAAACUGACUUUCAUUGUACAUUUUUAGUUCUUAAAGGACAUUACUGAGGGACCUUUACUUUUAAUGUAUACAGUAUUACAAAGUCUUUAUAAGAUAGAAGCGUUGAAAGUCUGCUUAAUUUCCAGUUUGUACACUAGCAUGAAACCUUUUAUGUGGUUUUAUUUUUCACUGUGCUGGCAUUGAUUGGGUAAAUGUUGAUUGUAAAUGGCAUUCCACUUGAAUUUCUUAGUUAAAUUAAAUCUUUUUUUAA
Molecule: messenger RNA, 4396 nt
Organism: Callorhinchus milii (elephant shark)
Lineage: Eukaryota; Metazoa; Chordata; Chondrichthyes; Chimaeriformes; Callorhinchidae
Product: SLAIN motif-containing protein-like
Exons: 8
Coding region: 94-1851 (585 amino acids)
Biological process (GO): cytoplasmic microtubule organization; positive regulation of microtubule polymerization; microtubule nucleation
Cellular component (GO): microtubule plus-end
Source: RefSeq, a predicted model, not a curated record